AUGUCACAGCCAAGUAGUCGUCCUGUGACGGCCGCGACAUGGCGUCCCUGGGGACCAGACGCGACGCCGAGUUCACCGGCAACAGGCACACCUUACUCAUACUCACAACAAGCCUUGACGGCUAGUUCUGCAGGGAAGCGGAAACGUGAUGAGACGCACCUAUUACAGCCCGCUCAACGGACGUAUCCACAACAAGCUGUGCCUGCUGUCACUCGGCGGCUAGCGACGCCUCCAGCUGUGCAGGAAGAGCCGACUCGCUUUGUCGACAUCAAUAAGGGCAGACCUGUUGCACUGCGGAAAGAAUACUCGGCGCAAUGGGAAGCGCUUGGUGCUAGCAGCUUUGACGAUCCAGAGGGCCAUUAUGUCAUUGUGCCUAAUGCACCACUCACGAAACGAUACAAGAUUAUACGACUUCUUGGUCAGGGUACCUUUGGCAAAGUUGUACAAGCGUACGACCAUGUCAAUCGGAUAUUCGUCGCCAUCAAAAUCAUUCGCGCUGUCCAAAAAUACAGAGAUGCAAGUAUGAUUGAAUUGCGCGUCUUGCGAACACUCUAUCAACGGGAUCCAAAUAAUUGGAACAAUUGUAUACACCUACGCGAUUGCUUCGAUUAUCGGAAUCAUGUGUGCAUCGUCACCGAUCUACUUGGCGAGUCCAUCUUUGAUUUUCUCAAGGGUAAUGACUUUGCCCCCUUUCCACGACAGCAUAUUCAAGACUUUGCUCGUCAACUCUUCAAGUCUGUUAUGUUUCUGCAUUUUGCGAAUCUGAUACACACAGACUUGAAGCCGGAGAAUAUACUGCUCGUGAGUAAUGAGUAUCAUCUGGAGCCCUGGCGUGGCAGGACAGCCAAUAUUGUGACGCGCAAAGUAUUGGAGAAUAGCGAUAUUCGGCUGAUUGAUUUUGGCAGUGCGACGUUUGAGGAUGAGUACCAUUCAACUGUUGUGAGUACGCGGCAUUAUCGAGCGCCAGAGAUCAUUCUUGGGAUGGGCUGGUCCUAUCCUUGUGAUAUCUGGUCGAUUGGUUGCAUCCUGCUUGAACUUUUCACUGGUGAUGCAUUGUUCCAGACACAUGAUAAUCUGGAACACCUCGCCAUGAUGGAUAUUGUGUGUGGACCCAUGGAUGGUCGGAUCGUACGGCAAAGUUCCAAGCUUGCACAAAAGAUGUUUCGCAGCAAUGGCAGACUCGACUAUCCCAACAAGGAAACCACAAAGGACUCUCGCAAGUUUGUCAAACAAAUGAAACCUCUGGCGGAGAUGCUACCACGCAGGUCUUCCAUCUUUUGCGAACAGUUUGGUAAGUUGCUACAAGAGAUUUUUGUGUAUGAUCCAGCAAGACGCAUCACGGCGAAGAAGGCCCUUGCGCAUCCGUUCUUCCAGAUCGACCCAAACAUGUAA
Protomyces lactucae-debilis is the source of this 1392-nucleotide messenger RNA. Its product is annotated as kinase-like domain-containing protein. Gene Ontology annotation, biological process: protein phosphorylation. Bases 1 to 1392 code for a protein of 463 amino acids. The record is from RefSeq and is a predicted model, not a curated record. Lineage: Eukaryota; Fungi; Ascomycota; Taphrinomycetes; Taphrinales; Protomycetaceae. The transcript has a single exon. Gene Ontology annotation, molecular function: ATP binding; protein kinase activity. Gene Ontology annotation, cellular component: nucleus.